AUGAAAUUGUACUGUUUGUCAAGUGAACCAACAAAGCCAUGUUUGGUAUUAAGUUUCAAGGGAAUUACAUUAAUGUUAGACUGUGGCUUAAAUAUGCAGUCUAUAUUACAUUUUAUGCCAAUGCCUUUGGUUCCUAGUGCUAAAUUCAACUCCCUGUCUUCGUGGCUACCUCGUGAUAAUCAUCAAGAUUGGCAGAUAGAAGGGGAGUUAAAAGAAUGCUGUGGUAGAGUAUUUGUAGAUUCAACUCCUGAGUUUUCUCCACCACUGGAAAAAAUAGUGGAUUUCUCAGAAAUUGAUGCUAUUUUAAUAUCAAAUUAUACAUGCAUGUUGGCUCUACCAUUUAUAACAGGAGACACAGGUUUUAAAGGUAUUGUUUAUGCCACAGAACCGACACUACAAAUCGGGCGGUUUUUCAUGGAAGAAUUAGUAGAAUUUAUUGAACAAACACCUAGAGCAACAUUAGCUAAACAUUGGAAGGAGAUGUUGCAUGUUUUACCUCCUCCGUUAGCUGAUGCGCUUAAACCAAAAUCUUGGAAACACAUAUACUCAAUGUCAGCAGUUAAUAAUGCUUUAUCGUAUAUUCAAACAGUUGGAUACGAUCAGAAAUUGGAUAUAUAUGGUGCAUUAACAGUUACUCCUAUAAGCUCUGGAUAUUGUUUGGGCAGUAGUAAUUGGCUGAUUUCGUGUGAUCACGAGAAAGUUGCAUUUGUGAGUGGAUCAUCAACAUUGACAACUCAUCCACGUCCCAUGGAACAAGCUACUCUGAAACAUGCCAACAUGUUAAUAUUGACAGGCCUAACUCAGACACCUACUGCUAAUCCAGAUACAAUGCUUGGAGAACUUUGUAUGACUGUUGCAAUGACACUUAGAGCUGGUGGAUGUGUUUUAAUUCCUUGUUAUCCAUCCGGCGUUGUAUAUGAUUUAUUUGAAUGUCUCAGUACCCAUUUGGAUAAAUCAGGUUUCUCACAAGUUCCUCUGUUUUUCAUAUCAUCGGUAGCCGAAUCGUCCUUAGCAUACUCAAACAUAUUAGCUGAAUGGUUAUCAACAAAUAAACAAAAUAAGGUUUAUCUUCCCGAGGAGCCGUUUCCUCACGCUUUUCUUGUUAAGAAUGCUAGAUUGAAACAUUUUACAUCCACAUACGCAGAAGGUUUCAGUUCUGACUACAGACAACCUUGUGUUGUUUUUUGCGGCCACCCUAGCCUUAGAUUCGGCGACGCAGUCCAUUUCGUUCAAAUGUGGGGUAAUAGUCCACAUCAUACUAUAAUCUUUACAGAACCAGAUUUUCCAUAUUUGGAUGCACUAGCACCAUUUCAGCCCUUGGCUAUGAAGGCGGUGCAUUGUCCGAUUGACACGUCACUUAACUUCACUCAAGCCAAUAAAUUAAUUAGAGAUUUAAAGCCUGAACAUUUAGUAAUACCCGAAUGCUAUACACAACCACCAAUAACAGCACCACAUAGGACAGACUUAGUAAUAGAACCAGAAAAACCGUUAAUCACUUUUAAACGGGGUGAAGUCAUUAAAUUGCCUUUGAAGAGAAAAAAAGGUCGAGUAUUUAUUGAACCCGAAUUGGCUGGAAAUAUAGUUCCAAAUGAAAUUCGUCCUGGUUUGAGUCUUGCUUCUGUUACUGGUGAAUUGGAAGUGAAAGAUAACGUAUAUACAAUAAAGAGUAUCGAAGAUAGGCCAAGUGGAAAGCGCAAAGUCUCUUCCGGCUCACCUGCGCCGAUCAAGGAAGAAGUUCUUAAGGAAAGAAAGCACGAGUACGGUAACGUAGACCCACAAGAAUUACUUCAAAAGCUUAAUCAGGAAGGUAUCCAAGGAGCCAAAUUACAGCACAGUCCAACUGCUACCAGUAUUCACUUGCAAGACGAAGAUACUUUAAUUCAAAUAGGAGACAAUUCGACGCAUAUUUUUUGCAAUGGCGAUCAAAAGAUUAGAAGGCGAUUGAGGACUAUUAUAAUGCAGUGCUUAAAAAGAUUUUAAUGGAACAACAGAACAUCAAAUUCUGACUAGUUUAUAUAGUGACAAUUUUAUUAUAAUUUAUUUUUCUACACAAUUGGAAUUUUCAUUCCUGUAAUACACACAAGAACGUUUACCCUACUUUUCCUUCAUUACAAGCAAUAUUUACUUUUGGAAUCAUUUAUAACUAUGUCCCUGUACAUACACAGCAUUGUAUUAUAUAUGUAUAAUAUCUACAAAUACACACUUUAUGUGUGUGACAGUAUUAAAUAAUCCAUUUCAUUUACUACAUUGUUUGAUGCUGUAGCAAACACGAAUAACUUCAUCAAGACUUCUUUGUAAACUAAAUAAGAGAGUAUCCUACAAGGAUGUGUCUACCUCAACUGGAAACAUAUAAUUUAAGUAUAUGUCACUGUGAGAGUGAA
This is a messenger RNA of Dufourea novaeangliae, 2381 nucleotides long. It is a transcript of the gene IntS9, whose product is annotated as integrator complex subunit 9. Gene Ontology annotation, cellular component: integrator complex. The coding region runs from base 1 to 1980 and encodes 659 amino acids. Gene Ontology annotation, biological process: snRNA processing. The record is from RefSeq and is a predicted model, not a curated record. NCBI's taxonomy places the organism in Eukaryota, Metazoa, Arthropoda, Insecta, Hymenoptera, Halictidae. The transcript is spliced from 10 exons.